AAAAGAAGAAACUUUCCUUCUUCCUCCUGUCAAAUCCAAAGUCGCAAUCCCCAAUAGAUAGAGUUUAACAAAACUUCGCAUUUUUUUCCCGCUAAUCGAGAUUAUAGCAGAAUGGGAGAGCUGGCAGUGGAAAAGCACGUUAAGUUCAUUUUAACGAUUGAGAAGGAGAAGGAUAGUUUUGAAUCUGUCGUGAUGGAACAUAUCAGAUUGAAUGGUGCAUACUGGGCAUUGACAACUCUUGAUAUUCUAGGGAAGCUUAAUACAGUCGAUCAAGAUGAGGUCAUUUCUUGGAUGAUGCAGUGCCAACAUGAGUCAGGUGGUUUUGGUGGUAAUAUUGGACAUGACCCACAUCUGUUGUAUACGCUCAGUGCCAUCCAAGUUUUGGCUCUAUUCGACAAAAUAGAUGCACUUGACAUUGAUAAAGUGUCAACCUAUAUUGCUGGCUUGCAGAACAAUGAUGGAUCCUUUUCUGGUGACAUGUGGGGCGAGAUUGAUACUAGGUUCUCUUGUGUUGCAAUAUUAUCUCUUGCGUUGUUAAAACGCUUGGAUAAGAUUAAUGUGGAGAAAGCUGUGAAUUAUAUUGUGAGUUGCAAGAAUCUUGAUGGUGGAUUUGGAUGCACCCCUGGUGCGGAGUCUCAUGCUGGUCAAAUUUUCUGUUGUGUGGCAGCUCUUGCUGUGACUGGCUCUCUGCACCAUGUUGACAAGGAUCUCCUUGGAUGGUGGUUAUGUGAGCGACAAGUUAAAUCUGGAGGUCUAAAUGGUCGUCCAGAGAAGCUUCCUGAUGUCUGUUACUCCUGGUGGGUUCUUUCCAGCUUGAUCAUGAUUGACAGAGUUCACUGGAUUGACAAGGAAAAGCUUAUCAAAUUUAUCUUGGACUGUCAGGACAAGGAGAAUGGAGGAAUUUCAGACCAGCCAGAGGAUGCAGUUGAUGUCUUCCACACCUAUUUUGGAGUUGCUGGUCUUUCACUUCUUGAGUAUCCUGGACUAAAAGCUAUUGAUCCGGCUUAUGCCUUGCCAGUUGAUGUUGUUAAUAGAAUAUUCUUUGGCAGAUAGGUCUAAUUGAUAGAAUAGAAACUUCAAUACAUUAGCUAUGUGUUGGCAAACAUUCUGUCCUUAUAGGCCACAAAUGUGGACAAGACGCGCGCUUAUAAUCUGCUGAACUCUCUUGUCACAUGUUUGGUCUUUGAUGAAUUCCUGCCAAUUUGUUAGACAUGGAAAAAAGUUGUAUCCGUAAUCUUAA
Coffea eugenioides is the source of this 1240-nucleotide messenger RNA. RefSeq names its product geranylgeranyl transferase type-2 subunit beta 1. Gene Ontology annotation, cellular component: Rab-protein geranylgeranyltransferase complex. Gene Ontology annotation, biological process: protein geranylgeranylation. Gene Ontology annotation, molecular function: Rab geranylgeranyltransferase activity. The record is from RefSeq and is a predicted model, not a curated record. The transcript is spliced from 10 exons. NCBI's taxonomy places the organism in Eukaryota, Viridiplantae, Streptophyta, Magnoliopsida, Gentianales, Rubiaceae. Bases 112 to 1053 code for a protein of 313 amino acids.